CUCCCUUUCUGCCUGUCUCUCUCUCUCUAUGAAGAAAUCCUGGCCGGUGGGACGGACAUCACUGUAUGCAAUAUCCAGCCCUACCAUGUGCAACCUCGUCACAACCAAAACAGGGAACCGGGCAGUAACAAAGAUUCAGGCUCACAACAUCCAUUCUCACCUGAGCCUAUGACCCGCUUCAGGCAGCUUUGGAGAAUUCUGCAUCGGGUCAUUUCCUUUUUGAGAGAAAGGGACGUAGGGAAGUAACAGGGGCAGGCAGCAGUGACAGCAGUUAGACAAUUAAAAAAAAAACACAGCCGGUGACAGCUAUACCCUCGCCUUAUUUCCUUCCUUCGUUAGCAUCUCGUCUUCUCGCUGUCUGUCUCUCUUCUGUAGGAAUGCUGAAGGUUGUGGCUGCCGGCUGCCUCUGGUUCCCAGGGCUUUUCCUGCUGACCAGGCGCUGCCUGAAGAAAGUGCUUGGCUGGGAGGAAUCUGACGCUGUCAUCGUCUCAGCAAGAUUGGUAUCCUCUGUCCAGGCUGUCAUGGCAACGACUGCAGGCUAUAUUGUCUCAAUUUCUUGUCAACAUGUCAUCGACGAUCAGCACUGGCUGGCAUCUACAUACACACAGUUCGCUGUGCCGUAUUUUGUAUAUGAUAUCUACGCCAUGUUUCUCUGCAGUUGGCAUAAGUACAAGGUCAAAGGUCAUGACACUUGUUUCUGGAGCAUACCAGUAGCAGUCAAGAGCUACUUGUGGAAGGAUCUUCUGAUGGUGUUGCACCACGUUUUCAUGGUUGUCGUCUGUUUCCCAGUAUCAGUGCUAUGGAGAGGUGGCAAAGGAGAUUUUUUCCUUGGUUGUAUGCUGAUGGCAGAACUGAGCACACCAUUUGUUUGUCUUGGAAAAAUACUAAUACAGUACAAGAAGCAGCACACUCUGUUGCACAAAGUGAAUGGGCUCCUGAUGUUAGUUACCUUUUUCAUAUGCCGAAUUCUCCUGUUCCCAUAUAUGUACUGGGUAUAUGGGCAGCAUGUUGGUCUGCCCCUCUACAAGGUCCCGUUCUUCAUCCCAAUGAAAUACAACCUGGGCUCCUUCAUCCUCAUGGCCCCACAAGUCUACUGGUUCUUUCUCAUCUGCAAAGGCGCAUUCAAGCUCUUCCGACGGCCCAAACUGAAGGAGGAGCAUGUUAAGAAUGGACACUUCAUGGACAGUCAUAUGGCAAAGGUUCCGGACCAAAGAUCGAUCAAGUGAUUGUGAAAUAACCCCCUUUCCAGGCUGCCUAAUGGGAAAUUUUAUGACUUCUCCCAGUCCAGCUGCCAGUAAAAGGACAGAGUACUGUAAUUUCAGAUGUAGCAUGGGGGGCCUUGGCUGAUCUUAGAGUAUAAAUUUAUUUACAAAGACUUAUGUAUUUAGCGAACUGGUAAAUAUUAAGACUUCAAGUGAACCCCCAUUUCUGUACUAUAGGCACAGUUACAAUGGAAGCCUCUGCCUCAACCUACCACCUCUCUCUGUAAUGAUUUUGAAUCUUAUCAAGAUCCUUCAGUCUAAACAGCAUCACUAUGUUUUUGGAUGACAGGCAUUUCUAGCCAGGACAUGAAUUUACUGUCACUUUUAGAUUUGUUUUAAAGCAAAAGAAAAUGGUACUGGCUUACCCUGGGGUAGUUGGAACAGGGCAGUAAUUGGCAGCUGAAUAAGAAUGUUCUGUCGCAUCAAGAUAGAUGUCUAAAUCUGAGCUGUGUGGCCUUGCACGUUGUGACAUCUUUGCAGAACAACUUAACAGUGAAUGACUUUUUAAAACACGUCUGUGGUUAAGAAUGGAAGGGCGACCGCAUAAGAAAGAAAUGUUGCCUUCCCCACUAUUUAGCUCUUAUCACUAGCAAGCACGGCUAAAAGUAGCCCGAGCUUGUUAACCUUAGAUAUAUUAAAAAAAGGAACUUUAUUGUCAGUAUGACAGACCUAUUUCCCAAUUUGUUAUGUUUUCCUUCUGUAGCUUGAAGGAUAUUUUCAAUUGGAGUAGAGCAUGGAGUUGGGGUUGUUGCAGCUUUAGAUUAUUUAUAGCAGGGUAUUUGAUGAGGAAAGGGGCAUUCACUAAUCAGGAGAACUGGAUUAAUGUGUUUCACCAGCACACUGUAACUUUCUUAACUUAAACCUUCCCAUCCUGCUUAUCCUGCAUGCAGUUAAUUAUUUAUUUACUAAAUUUUUUUUUUUAUUCUUUGCUGAGUGUAAAUUUUUUACUGUUCUUGUCAGUUUAUUUGCAAAUGUAAUAAUAUUAAUAUAUCAUAAUAUACAAUGGAAAGAAACAAAUACACUGAAACAAAGCAAGAGUUGAUGCAAAAUGUGGAAGAAAAAAAAAAUCUGAGAAAUAGAAAUAGUUUUUCAUAUCCCAGGCAUCAGCUCUUGAUUAAUUUAUAUUUUAAGAUGUUUAAACAAAGUGAAGGCUAGCUCAAUGUCAGUGUUUUAACUUUUGUAACAAGAGACAUUACAGAUAUGUGUUAAGGGAGCACGGUGCCAUAGGAUGGUUGCAUGAAGUAAAUAAUUCAUUUUCGUUUCUGUAAACCAGGUAAGUAAACCAGACAGAGGCUGUCCAUUUCAAGUUAUGACUGUUGGGGUAACAGAGACAUAUAAUGAUUAAGAACUGCAUGGUAAGCAUUCAGUCAGAAGUGAAACCCGCAUAUGUAUGGAAGUUUGUAGCUGUGUGCAUAUAGGAAACUUGGAAGCUAUAUGUUAUCCAUGUGAGAGAUAUGUCACUGGACAUGUGUUACUACAUUACUGUUAUUGGUUAGUGACAGAAACUAGCAAAGUGUCACCUGCAAAUUUGUAGACUAUCAACAGAUCUGCUGAUCAACAACAAAUGUAAUUUUUCAUUUCAUUGGAGCAGAAGUAUAUUUGGGUGCUGACACAGGAAAUCAACAAUAAGAUAAUUCAGACAAUACAUUAGGCUUAGAUUUUGGUUUUAGGAGUCACAUAUUUUAGUUGCUAUAUCAGUCCAUGAUUUGGACUACGAACUGUUACAGUUUAUGAUUUAUAUGUAGUCAUGUAAUAUGUUGUGCCACUGAGAAUAAAAUUAUAUGGUAUUAGACCGGCAUCACCUGGGUGCCCUAACCUCAGAGGUCAGUUCACUUAAGGAAGGUUAUACUUCAGUAGCAUUGGUCUUUGUAAGCAGUGUGCCUUUGCACUUGACCUCUUGAGUGGUGGGCCAGCAUAUUAGGCUGCAGACUUCCAAACCUUGCUUCCUGACUUUGAGAGUUCUGUCUGUAGGUUAUAACUAAAAUAGGACAGCAGUGCCCAGCUAAAACAGCCUAGCCACUUUUCAACUGGUCAUACCUCCACAGUAACAUCAUCACAGCUUGCAAUAGUCUUAUAUAAAAAGAAUGGUUUCUCUG
Messenger RNA from Protopterus annectens (West African lungfish), 3358 nucleotides. It is a transcript of the gene TLCD3B, whose product is annotated as TLC domain containing 3B. Gene Ontology annotation, cellular component: membrane; endoplasmic reticulum. NCBI's taxonomy places the organism in Eukaryota, Metazoa, Chordata, Ceratodontiformes, Protopteridae. The coding region runs from base 378 to 1226 and encodes 282 amino acids. Gene Ontology annotation, molecular function: sphingosine N-acyltransferase activity. Gene Ontology annotation, biological process: lipid homeostasis; ceramide biosynthetic process. The record is from RefSeq and is a predicted model, not a curated record. The transcript has 5 exons.